Arabidopsis thaliana (thale cress) is the source of this 1219-nucleotide messenger RNA. RefSeq lists its product as uncharacterized. The record is from RefSeq and is marked reviewed. The coding region runs from base 261 to 731 and encodes 156 amino acids. The transcript has a single exon. Lineage: Eukaryota; Viridiplantae; Streptophyta; Magnoliopsida; Brassicales; Brassicaceae.
ACUCAUUGUACACAUAUGACGAUAUAACAAGUAUAUGAAAUCAACGCAAAGACGACCGAUUCCACCGGUAACCUAACACCCUUUUCUUAAAUGUCAUCAAUAUGUCUAUACUUAUAUAUAACAUUAACACACACAUUUCGGACACUAGAGAUUACAUCGGUUAUAAUUCUAGUUCUUGAGUUUGACUUGUUAAACCCCUAAAAAUAGUACCUAUAAGAGGCUUCUUUUUCAACUUCUCAUUCUUCAUUUCCGGCGAAGUUAUGGACCGAUCAACGCCGGAACAUAACUCAUCUCCCUCACACAAGCGUCUAAGCGUGAGCUUUCUCGUCUCAAUGAUGGUUCUCUGCGCCAGGCAUGCGAAUCGGCUCUCGAAGAAACUAAAGCUGAAGUCAAAGAAGCGAACUUGCAGCGGCGGAGAGGGUGGAGGAGAAAGAUUCCGAUGGAAUAUGAUAAGCUCGUCGAUGAGUUCUCCUCGGCCAAAAGAGUUGUUCACGACUUUAAGCAACAAGGCGAUGACCAUGGUCCGCCGGAAAAACCCGCCGGAGGAAAAAGCAACCGCCAUGGAGGAGGAGCAUGGCCUUUGGCAGAGAGAGAUAUUGAUGGGAGGCAAAUGUGAGCCGUUGGAUUUCUCGGGUGUGAUAUAUUACGACUCUAACGGACGGCUAUUAAACGAAGUGCCACCGAGAUCACCACGUGGCACUCCAUUACCCAGUUACCCGACCCGUUCUUAAGUCGGGUCGCAGUUAAACUUAAUGGGAACGAAUGAUUAUUAAGCAACUUCAUUAGAUGAUUGAAACGUCGAUUAGGCAGCAAAACAAAAUUACUAUGUAUAUAAGAAUGUUAUCGUGUACUGUAUGAUCCAUUUUAUCCUAAGUUGUCUUGUUAUAUGUUAUACACCACUGAAAUUUGGAUAGGCUAUUUAAAUUUCAGGGUCCAAAGUUUGAAACCAUCAUGGUAUACUCUAGAGAUCCAAAUCGUUGUUGUAAUCUAAUUUCUUUUAGGUAGAAAAGUCGAAUUAAUUUCCUUUAUUAAACAAUUAUUAUACUGACAACACCUAUUCCUGAAUGUUUUCAAAUUAACGAGUUUAAAAUGAUUUCAAAAUUAUCCGUGUCCGUAAAACAGGUGAACCUCUCGAGGAUAGCUUAUUCUUCUUCUUUUUCUUGUUUUGUUUUGGGGACAACUAUUCAGUCUAUUCUUCUUCUUCUUUUGUUUGUUUGUU